Mollisia scopiformis is the source of this 1591-nucleotide messenger RNA. Its product is annotated as kinetochore protein-like protein nuf2. Gene Ontology annotation, molecular function: protein-containing complex binding. Gene Ontology annotation, biological process: kinetochore organization; attachment of mitotic spindle microtubules to kinetochore; meiotic chromosome segregation. The transcript has 3 exons. The record is from RefSeq and is a predicted model, not a curated record. Bases 136 to 1521 code for a protein of 461 amino acids. Gene Ontology annotation, cellular component: Ndc80 complex; kinetochore. Lineage: Eukaryota; Fungi; Ascomycota; Leotiomycetes; Helotiales; Mollisiaceae.
AAGGCGCUUCUCGCUUGAGGCGGAUCGCGUUUAGGUUGUUGACAUCGCAACCAAAUCAAAACAACAACUUUGCGACAACACUACCACCAUUUCACCUGCAACCAUUCCUCCAAAUUUACAAGAACAAAUCGCAAGAUGUCUUACAAUCCUAGAAUGAGCAUGGUUCCGAAUUCGCAACAGCAGAAUCGCACAAAAAGAAAGGAAGAUGACAGCGACUCAUUCAUGCGCCUGCCCGACAAAGAGAUUGUGGGAUGCAUCAGUGAUAUUGGUGUUCCAUUCACGGUCGCAGACCUCCAGAAGCCGAAUCCGCUGCAAAUCCAGAUGAUCUUCGAAUGGUUUGCGGAACUUCUCAUGAAUGCGACCCGAGAGACUGUUGAUCCUGCAAUGCGCGCUGCCGCGGAAGACAUCUGCGGAGAAUGGAUGGAAAUCAUACCUUCGGAAACGCGAAAUCUCAUGGGGUUCUAUGUCAGCCUACGGAAACUACUGAUUGAGUGCGGCAUCACGGAUUUCUCUUUCCAAGACCUGUACAAGCCAACGCACGACCGUCUGGUCAAGAUCUUCUCGUACAUCAUUAACUUUGUUCGAUUUCGGGAGAGUCAGACAGCGGUCAUCGAUGAACACUUCAACAAGGCUGAGACGACUAAAGUCAGGAUUGAGCAACUGUAUAAUGAGAACCAGGAGAUGGAAGCCCGAGUCGAGGAGAUGAAGCGAAAUCGAAAGGCGAUGGAGGCACAUGUCGCAGAGAAAGUCAAGCGGAACGAGGAGCUCACGAGACGACUUUUAGAUCUACGACAGAGUCAAGAGAAGGUUAUACGCCGCUUCGAGAACGUGAAAACCAAGAAGAGCGAGAUUGGCACGAUUUUGGAGGACAAGACAGCACAGACUAUUGCCUUGAGACAAGAGAGUGCUAAGCUUCGCCCAUAUGUUCUACAAUCACCUGCAGCUCUCCAGGCAUCUUUGACGGACCUAAGCAACGCAUUGAAUGCCGAGAAGACACAAAUUGAUACCCUCGACCGACGAGCAAGAGGUCUGCAGACAUCAACAGAUACAUUCUCGGUGGUAUCUUCCGAUGUUGCUUCUUGUAUAAAAUUAUUGGACGAGAUCUCAGCAGAGCUGGCUAAAGAAGAGGAUGAGAAUGUCAGAAUCGGCAAGCAAAGAGACGCACUCGGAGAGCGGGGUAACAACGUGCGAGAAGUUGAGCGGACAGAAGGCCUUCUUCAGCGACAGUUGUCUAAGUGGCUUGAGAGAACUGAGAAGCUGCGGGACGGUAGUAAGGAGAAGGCUAUGAGUGCGAAGGAGAGAAUGGAGGAGCUUCGCGCUGUGCACAGGAAGCUGACAGAGGAGAGGAGGGAGAAGGACAAGGAGAUGGAGAGGAGGAGAGUGAGAAUAGAGCAGACGGAGAAGAAGAUGGCCGACCUGAAGGAGAACAUCGAGAAUGAGGUUCACAGUGCACAUGAUGAGUUCAUGAAGAUGGACUCGCACAUCAAGUUGUACAUCACAGAGAUGGAGCAAUGCAUUUGAGCUGUUUUAUGUUUAUAAUUGUUGCUGUGUCCGAGCUCUGGGAAACUAUCGUGGAGGGAGGAAAUGGCGU